Messenger RNA from Clunio marinus, 2840 nucleotides. The record is from the annotation of a GenBank genome assembly. NCBI's taxonomy places the organism in Eukaryota, Metazoa, Arthropoda, Insecta, Diptera, Chironomidae.
AUGUUACAAGUUGUACCUUUACUACCUGUAAGAAAAAGCAAUGACAUGGAAUAUUCAGAAGAUUUUCGCAUAGUUCAAACUACAUUGAAUCAUUGCAACGAAUUUGUGAAGAAAUUCGAUAAAAUUCAAUAUUAUGGAGGCAAUGAAGUUUAUGUUCAUGAAGUUGCUGAAAGGUUGAAGAAUGUCUUUCUCUCAAACUCAUGGUACAAUGUGGAAUUCAAUAAUAAACUGCGCAAAGUUACUCUCCUGUUAAUGCUGAACACCGACGUUCAAUUUCCUCAUAACUUGACCGAAGAUUUUAGAAUUUGUCAUCUUUUGAAUAAUUUUGCUCAACUUUCAAAAUGUUUAUUGAUUCAUUUAUUGUGGAAGUUAAAGUUGGAUACAUAUUUCUAUGAAUCAAUUAAAUAUUCACCAUCAUGGUUUCCUUUGCAAUUUUUUGAUGAGACUGCCGAUAGUUUGAGAUUUUCUAAACCAUAUGAAACAAUAGAGCGAGUGAAAUGUAUCGUAGAAGCUGUUUAUUUCAACAUUUGCCGAAUGGAUUCAAGACUUAGAGCUCACUCAGCUUCAACUCAACUAGUUGAACAGAAAACAAUUCUUAAUAUGUUUGAAGAUCAUGUGAUGACUUUGCUAAGAAAUUACAACACUCCAGACUUGGAUGAAUCGUUUAAACAUUCAAAGUUAAGCAAAUAUAUGGGACAUUCUUUAAAUUGUCAACUAUCAUUGAUUCAUGAAUGUUUCAAAUUGUUCCAGAAGAAACCUUUUGUAAUAAGCGAGGAGUUUCAUAUUUUCAAAUUGCUCGAGGAAAUGGAACCUGAAAUCAACAAUUUCCACCAAACUUAUCCAGCACAUAUAAACGAGUGCCUGUCGAAUAUUAACGUCGCAUUGUUGAACACUUUGCAGAAUAGUGUAUUGAAUGUAACACUUUUUGAUUUUAUGAAUUGGGUGGAAGUUGACAUUGAAGAUAAUUCAAAGGAAAAUGAAGACUUGAAGCUCGACAACUUACAAAAAUCUGUUGGUGUAUUAAGUUACAAUUUAACUCAAUUGAUCAACAACAAUGAAUGUUUCCAACAUGAUGUUGUGAAGCAACUUGAAAGCAUUGCAAUCAAGCCAAAGACUUUGAAAGAUGUAACAAGUGAAGCUACAGUUGGAACAGUUCUAAGCAAGAUUGAAUCGUCUUGUGAUAGAAGAGCUUGGUUGGAAGAACUUCUUGAUCGACCUGACACUCUUUAUUGCAACUCUGAAUGUUUACAAACAAUAAUUGAAAACAUUGAUAUUGUUCAGUUUAAACAUCUUUCUGGAAUUAUUCAAGAUCAUCAGAAUUAUGGAGAAAUGGACGCGGAAGAUGAAAAUCGUAUUAAAGAAAUUUUGUUUUUGGGAAGACAAAAUUUGGUGGGAUUGGAAUUGAGAGAUUUUACCGAGUUGAUGAUACGUUCUUUUGGAAUUGAUUACAAUUUAGAAAUGAAUGAAAGCAAUGCCGAUUACUCUUCAAAAAUGAUGAAUUAUCAGAAUAAAUUAACAGAUAACAACAUCGAUGAAUCAACGAUGUGGAAAUUGCUUGCAGUUAAUCCAACAAGUUUCUAUCAAAUUCUUUUCUCUGAUGUUACAAAUCAGGACUCAACUCAAAUCAAUAUUUUACUUAACAUUUUGAGUGAAACAAAUUCAGUCGCUGUUGACUACGUUAAGAAUCUUGUGAAAAUGAAUUUGGAAAGUUUAUCAUCAGAUUCUUCAUCUAAAUCGUUGUAUCACAUGUUUCUGUUGGGAUUAUACAAAUUAAAUUUAUUUGAUCGAAAAGAAUUUAUUCGCGAUGUGAUUAUGAACAAUUUAGCACAAGCAAUGACCAACGAUCAUUUGAACGUGGUUUUAAUUCUUCUUAAAACUUUGAAUCAAAUUGCAACACGUAUGAAAGUUGAAGAAUUAAUGUCACCACUUAUCAUUCUUCUUGCUCAAAUUCUUGAUAAAUAUCGCUGGGAUCUUUUAAGUUUCACUCAGCAAAAGGAAGUCAUUGUUGAAACGUCAAUUGCUGUCAUUCAAGAUUUCAUGAAAACUCUUCUUGUUCAUGGUUCGAUGAAAGACAAAACUUGGAUUUCAUCAAAAAUAACAAAUAAUAAAGCAACGACAAAGUUUUACUUUCAAAAGCUUUCAUUGGAAAAGAAUGCGUCAAUUAUACCAUUCGAGAACUUUAUCCAUCCGGAAGGAUUCGAAAAGAUGGCUAAAAGCAAAGUGACAACUUUUCUAUGUGAAACAAUCGUGCGUUGUACGUCAAAAGAAUUCAAAUGGUUGAUGACUAAUCAACUGCUACAAUCAUUCAUAAUUGAUGCUUUAAUUGUAGUGUCAGUGAUUGUCGCCAAGUCGAAGAAUCGCGAUUCAUCAAACUGCUUGCACAAAUGCAUUUCGAACUACAUAAAAGUUUCUAAGAAUUUAAUUAUUCCAACACUCGAAGGGAAAGAUCAACGUGAAAGUUACUUCUCUGACAUCAUUAAAUUGAUUCGAAAAUUUCCAGAAGAAUCUUUUGAAGAUCUUACAAUUUUAUUUAUAGAUUUCUUAAAAUUAUUUAAUGAUAUUGAAAACUUCCGAUCAUCUUUAGACCAGAUUCGGGAUUGUGAAAUGAAAAGAAUUAUUCUGGAAGAAUAAAGAUGUGAUUAAUAAACGUUUCCGAAAUUUCUUUUUAACAUUUCAUUUACGACCUUUCUCAACGUGCAUUUAAAAGCCAACGAACUUUGUGAUGAGAGUUGAAGAACGAAAAUGUGCAAUGUCGAAAAUUCUCUCAUCUUCUUAUCAGCUUUUGACAUGCCUCCAAAAUAAUUUCAGUUCUCUUUCUCAGUCGUUCAUCAGCUGUUGUA